Molecule: messenger RNA, 1107 nt
Organism: Metopolophium dirhodum (rose-grain aphid)
Lineage: Eukaryota; Metazoa; Arthropoda; Insecta; Hemiptera; Aphididae
Gene: RsfS312
Product: mitochondrial assembly of ribosomal large subunit protein 1
Exons: 3
Coding region: 170-970 (266 amino acids)
Biological process (GO): negative regulation of ribosome biogenesis; negative regulation of translation
Cellular component (GO): mitochondrion
Molecular function (GO): ribosomal large subunit binding
Source: RefSeq, a predicted model, not a curated record
GGCCGUGAGUCCAACUGUCUUGAUAACAUUGCAAAAAAGAAAAAAUACGAAACAGAACUAAUUCUGAAAUUCCAAAGUGUUCUGAAUCGUUUUCAUUUUGGGGAACUUUUUUUGACAAAACGCUGGUGCGCCGUGCGGAUUUUGUGCAAAUGGUGUGAAAAAGUCCUCAAUGAUGUUGUCGUUGAAAACUGGUAGGGACUUGUUCAAAUGCCUGGUGGCGGCUGGCCGCUGUUCUCUGUUGCAUUCGAGUCUGCCGACGUGCGGGACUACUUUAAUACGACGGAGUUAUGGCGAUCACGGCAGCACCAUUGGUGGUGGUCGCGAUGGAGGCAGAGGUGACGAUGACGAUGAUGGGUUCGUAAAGCCCAGCAACUACAAGGUAUUCAAAGAUGACGACUCUUCGGUGAUCUUGGACGUGGAAGAGGAACGCGCUUUGCUUGACUCGCAGUUGUCCGCUGACGAUACUCCUUCAGAUUUUGAUGAAAUCGAUCAAUUUGCUGGUUUCAAUAUAUCACGUGGCGUGUCCGGAGUGUUCGAAGUGGAGCAUCUAGUGGAAGUGCUCCAAAAGAACAACGCAUCGAACGUGUUCGUCGUGUCCAUCCCUGCCAAUGUGAGGUACGUUGAUUACAUAGUAAUCGCAACAGGAAGAUCGCAAAAACAUUUGAUGUCGAUCGCCGAUUUCGUUCACAAGCUUUUUAAGAAAAAGCGCCGGCCAUCGGACAACAUACCCAGAAUAGUGAACAAGAAGCCUAUAGACUGGAUUGCAUUAGACAUAGGUAAUAUAGCUGUCCACUUGUUAACGAAAGACACCAGGAAGAAUUUUGACCUGGAGACAAUUUGGAGCGUAGGAGAAAAGUUUGAUUCCCACCUCAACAGGCCAGCUGAUUCGUUGGUCACGUUAUUGAACGAACAUUCGUUUAGUUUAGACAAUUUAGAACCGGUUGAUUUCGAACAUGUAAAAAUCCAUUAACUCGUUGACGUACGAUUUUACUCGAGUCAACUGUAAAUAUCCUUUGAAUAUUCUGUUUUAUUUUUUUAUUGUAUGUAAUUUAAAAAUUAAAUCACUGUUUUUAUUUCAAAAAUUAAAAAAAUUAAAAUAAUAAUUGA